AUGUCGGGAAACUAUGUUCAAAGUCUUUUGCGCCCUUCCGCUUCCAACAUCAUUUUCGACAGUGAAAAGGACCGCAAUUUGAACUAUGCCGGCAGGGACUCGAUUUCUUCAGUGGAGGACGAGAAACAUGAUGCCGAUGAGUACUCGAAGCUGCAAACACCCGGCCAUGAACUAUCGACAUCGAGAGAGGAACAACCAGCAGCGGCGACGUGGCUACUUAUAUGCCGGAGAAUCCUCAUUCAUCAUAGCAGCGUGGAAGCUAUCAAGCUCUAUACCACUGGAUAA
Podospora pseudopauciseta is the source of this 285-nucleotide messenger RNA. RefSeq lists its product as uncharacterized. NCBI's taxonomy places the organism in Eukaryota, Fungi, Ascomycota, Sordariomycetes, Sordariales, Podosporaceae. The coding region runs from base 1 to 285 and encodes 94 amino acids. The transcript has 2 exons. The record is from RefSeq and is a predicted model, not a curated record.